Apus apus (common swift) is the source of this 3069-nucleotide messenger RNA. RefSeq names its product NFE2 like bZIP transcription factor 2 (gene NFE2L2). The coding region runs from base 276 to 2027 and encodes 583 amino acids. Gene Ontology annotation, biological process: regulation of transcription by RNA polymerase II; cellular response to oxidative stress. The record is from RefSeq and is a predicted model, not a curated record. Gene Ontology annotation, molecular function: RNA polymerase II cis-regulatory region sequence-specific DNA binding; DNA-binding transcription factor activity, RNA polymerase II-specific. NCBI's taxonomy places the organism in Eukaryota, Metazoa, Chordata, Aves, Apodiformes, Apodidae. Gene Ontology annotation, cellular component: nucleus. The transcript is spliced from 5 exons.
GGAGCCCCCUGCCCCGCUGCCCGGGGGCAGAGCCGGGACGGCAGAGCCGGGGCUGCUCCCGCCCGCCUGGAAAGGUCACUCGGGGCCUCCCGACCUGCCUCCGCGGCUGCCGCCCGACACGGGCUGCCUCGGGUGGGGGCAGGAGCUCGGAGGAGCCGGGGAGGGCGAGAGCGAGAGGGUCGGAGCCGGCCCCUGAGGGAGCGGCUGGGGAGGCGGCCGCCGCCGGAGGGGCUGCCCGCGGCCUGCCCGUGCCACUGCCGCUCCUUACUCGGGACAUGAACUUGAUUGACAUCCUUUGGAAGCAAGAUAUAGACCUUGGGGUAAGGCGUGAAGUUUUUGAUUUUAGUCAACGACAGAAGGAGUAUGAACUUGAGAAACAGAAGAAACUUGAAAAGGAAAGACAAGAGCAGCUCCAAAAAGAGCAGGAGAAAGCCCUACUGGCUCAGCUGGAAUUAGACGAAGAGACAGGUGAAUUGGUUCCAGUUCAGCCAGCUCAGCGUGGUCAGUCAGAAAAUACUGAGCCACCAAUCAAUUUUUCGCAGAGUACACAGACUUCAAAGCCAGAAGCAGAGGCCCUGUCCUUUGAUGACUGCAUGCAGCUCUUGGCAGAAGCAUUCCCGUUUAUAGAUGACAAUGAGGCUUCUGCAGCUGCAUUUCAGUCACUGGUUCCAGCACAGAUUGAUAGAAACCCGGUCUUAAUUUCCUCUGAUGAAACUCAGCCACCUGAAUCACCAGUUCUUGUUCCACUUACUGAUGCAGAGAAUAUGCAGAAUAUAGAGGAAGUUUGGGAAGAAUUAUUGUCCCUUCCAGAGUUACAGUGUCUUAACAUUGAAAAUGACAACCUGGCUGAGGUAAGCACAAUCAUAAGCCCUGGAACCAAGCCACCAGAGAUGCACAACAGCUAUAGUUACUACAGCUCAUUACCCAUCAUGAGAAAGGAUGUUAACUGCGGUCCAGAUUUCCUGGAUACUGUUGAGGGCCCCUUUUCCAGCAUUUUGCCACCAGAAGACACCAGCCAGCUCAGUGUGAACUCUUUAAAUGAUAUGUCCCCUUCAAACUCUGAUUUCUGUGAGGAUUUCUACAGCACCUUUAUUCAUACCAAGGCGAAUGGUGACACAGCAACCACGAACAGUAUCAGUCAAUCACUUGCGGAAAUUCUAAGUGAACCUAUUGAUCUUUCUGAUUUCUCGCUGUGUAAAGCUUUUAAUGGCAGCCACUCAGGAACUGUACCAGAAUGUAACGAUUCUGACUCUGGUAUUUCAUUGAAUGCCAGUUCUAGUGUAGCAUCACCUGAACACUCUGUUGAAUCAUCUGCCUAUGGAGAUAAGACUUUUGGUUGUAGUGAUUCGGAAAUGGAAGACACGGAUAGUGCCCCUGGAAGUGUGCCGCAGAGCAAUGCUAGCGUGUACUCAUUGCAGUUCCAGGAUCAAGUGUUUUCUUCCACGGGGCCAAGUGCUCUAACACCAAGUUUGCAAUGUAUAAACACACCAAAGAAAGAACCCCCUGCCCAUCCAGGCCACCCCAAAGCUCCGUUCACAAAAGAUAAACCUUCAAGCCGCCUUGAAGCUCAUCUCACAAGAGAUGAGCAAAGAGCAAAAGCUCUGCAGAUCCCUUUUCCUGUUGAAAAAAUCAUCAAUCUCCCCGUUGAUGACUUCAAUGAAAUGAUGUCUAAGGAGCAGUUCAAUGAAGCUCAGCUUGCACUUAUUCGAGAUAUACGGAGGAGAGGCAAGAACAAAGUAGCUGCUCAAAAUUGCCGUAAAAGAAAACUGGAAAAUAUAGUGGAACUGAAGCAAGACUUGAGUAACCUAAAAGAUGAGAGAGAGAAAUUGCUUAAGGAAAAAGGAGAGCAUGACAAAAGCCUUCGUCAAAUGAAAAAGCAACUAACCACCUUAUACCUUGAGGUCUUCAGCAUGCUACGUGAUGAGGAUGGAAAGUCUUACUCUCCUAGUGAAUAUUCACUGCAGCAAACUAGAGAUGGCAAUGUUUUUCUUGUUCCUAAAAGCAAGAAGUCAGAGACUAAGUUUUGAAGGGCAGCACAGCUGCCUGCUGUUCUCCAAGUUAUUUUUGUAUCAUUAUCCUGAUAGUUUUACUGUGAGGUGGAAUGCAGAAUGAGGUAAUAUUUUUCAAAUAAUUCUAUGCAAUGAUAAUUUUGAAGUUAAUAAUUAGCUUAUGGAAGAUGCAAGUUUAAAACUAAUAGUGUAACUAACGUAUGCAAAAUUUGUAAUCUCACUUUUAUAACAGACAUUUCCUUCCUACAGCACCACUCUUGACUAGUUUUCAUAUAUAUGUAAAUAUUUAAAUAUACCAUAUUUAUAUACUGUUCCUAUCUCUUGUUAUAUUCACAGAUUGGAUAUAUAUAUAUAAAUGAUUUUAGCCUUCUAAAUAUAAUUUCUUGCAAGACAGAGUAUGGCUCCUGAUACUUUUUUAUAAAUAUGAAAGUGUUUUUCCCAUUUUUCUUACAUGUUUAUACUGGCCUUAUAUUUAAUAUAUAAUUUUAAUUUAGUAUAAAAGUUGAUAGUGUUUGAUUUUGAUUUAUCAGUUCAUUAAACUUUUUUUAACUCUACUUCAUAUACAUUUACUUCCCUAAAGAAGGGAAAUCCUCACUGGUUUGUAAAUAUACUUAAUAACUAGAGAUGUAUCACUCAGCAUUACUGAUGUUUCAUUCAGCAUAAUUUUAACAGCCAUGUGGAAGGAUUGUGCACCAUAAAGUUAAGUUUCAAGUCUAUGCUAAGUUUACAUAAUUUUUGUUUUGCUCUUUGAACACUACUUAAAUUCAUGAUGAUAUCUUUCCUCUAAAGGCAUUUAAAAUCUGUUCAUCAAGACAUCAUCAGCAUUGCACAUUUUUCCAACUAAAAAGUCUGUACACUUUUGAGUAAUUGUUCACUCUGACUCUAAUCAGUGAGCAUUGUUUGUCACUGUGAUUACUUUGGACCUUAGGGAAAAAGGCACAUGAACUGCCAACCAACUGCACUAUUUGGAACCUGCACUCAAUUGGAAAAUGUUGUGGAGUUUAAAUUAUGAUUUAUAAGAUAAUAAAAAUUGGGCAAAUAAACAGUAUCGGUUUGUUUA